Molecule: messenger RNA, 744 nt
Organism: Eimeria tenella
Lineage: Eukaryota; Apicomplexa; Conoidasida; Eucoccidiorida; Eimeriidae
Product: UBX domain-containing protein, putative
Exons: 6
Coding region: 1-744 (247 amino acids)
Biological process (GO): autophagosome assembly; membrane fusion; Golgi organization
Cellular component (GO): nucleus; cytosol
Molecular function (GO): ubiquitin binding
Source: RefSeq, a predicted model, not a curated record
AUGGCUAUCAGGUCCCUCGCGGACCUCCGGGGGUCCGGAGAAGAUUCUCCAAACGAAAAUGGAGCAACAAAUUCCUUUUCGGGGGGCGAGAGGUCCGGCCUGGCCAUUCAGAAUCCCUCGUCAGCCUUCCCCAACGCCACCGUGGGGGCAGCACCUCCGGGGGCCCGUCGAGUCUCCAUUUACAAAAAUGGAUUUCGAGUUGACGAAGGAGAAUUCCGGCCUUUCGGAGUUGAAGAAAACGACCACUUCGUCCAGGAACUCAAGGCAGGAGUGGCGCCCAGAGAACUGCAGCAAGGAGGCCGCCAAGUCCAUGUGCUGCUCGACGACCGCCACGAGGAAACCUACACUCCCCCCGCCCCUCCCCAGUAUGUGCUGUUUGGAGGCGAAGGGCAGAGCCUUUCGGGGGACCGGACUUCGCCGAACCACCCGGCGGGUGCUGCUGCUGCUGCUGCAGUGGACGUGUCGCUUGCUGCAGCAGCAGCAGCAGCAGCAGCCCCAGCGGACCCCUCGGCUCCCAGGACGCAGAUUUUGUUUCGCUUUCAUGAUGGCCAAAGAACUGCGCAGCACUUCCCCACAAGUGCAACAGUGCAGCAGCUCUUUGACUUUGUUGAAAGGGUGGCCCCCGCGCCUGGAGGCUUCUCUUUGCUAGAGGGCUUUCCCCCCAGGCCGCUCUCGGCGGCCCGAAGUGCCACUCUGCAGGAAGCGGGAUUGUUAAAUGCAACUCUGUCUCAGAAGCUCUCAUAA